Coniosporium apollinis CBS 100218 is the source of this 486-nucleotide messenger RNA. Its product is annotated as V-type proton ATPase proteolipid subunit. The record is from RefSeq and is a predicted model, not a curated record. Bases 1 to 486 code for a protein of 161 amino acids. NCBI's taxonomy places the organism in Eukaryota, Fungi, Ascomycota, Dothideomycetes. Gene Ontology annotation, cellular component: proton-transporting V-type ATPase, V0 domain. Gene Ontology annotation, molecular function: proton-transporting ATPase activity, rotational mechanism. Gene Ontology annotation, biological process: proton transmembrane transport. The transcript has 5 exons.
AUGGCUACCGAUCUCUGCCCCGUCUAUGCCCCCUUCUUUGGUGCGAUGGGCUGCACGUCAGCCAUCGUCUUCACAUGUUUCGGCGCCGCCUACGGCACAGCUAAGGCUGGCGUUGGUAUCUCGGCCAUGGGUGUUUUACGACCGGAUUUGAUCGUCAAGAACAUCAUCCCCGUCAUUAUGGCUGGUAUCAUUGCGAUCUACGGUCUGGUCGUAUCGGUCUUGAUCUCGAACGACCUGGGACAGAAGACCCCAUUGUAUACCAAUUUCAUCCAACUCGGCGCCGGUCUGUCGGUCGGGUUGGCGGGUCUUGCCGCCGGUUUCGCUAUCGGCAUCGUCGGUGAUGCUGGUGUGAGAGGUACCGCACAGCAGCCGCGGUUGUUCGUCGGCAUGAUUCUGAUCCUCAUUUUCGCCGAAGUCCUGGGUCUGUACGGUCUGAUUGUAGCCCUACUCAUGAACUCGAGGGGUAGUCAGGACGUCUCCUGCUAG